AUGAUCGGUGUCACGGACUGCCCCCAUGCGCUGCCGUCGCUCUUGGACAGCGAAGUGGUGGCCGUUGGGACGGUCCACUGCUCGAUCGAGGACUUGGCCCGUCCUUUGCGCUCGUCAAGCGAGAGCGACUACAACUCGGUCAUGCAGGCGCUGUACGGCUCGGACUUUAUCUACGGGUCACUCGUGCACAAGACGACGUUCCGACGCAUGUCUAAACAUCACACAACAACAACCACAGCAGCAGCAACAGUACCACCACCAACGACCUUUGCCCGGGGACCACCAGCUGUCGAGCAGCAGCAGUACCACCAGCUGGUGGUCAAAGCCUGUGCGUUUGCCCACACCUCAAUGUUUGACAAGACGAAUCAGCAGUUGGUCUACGCCGAACUGUUCUCGCCGAGUGCCACUGGCGGCUUUCGAAUUGCCACGUUUUCGCUCGCGGGACGAGACGUCACGACCGACAAGGACUUGGCCAUAAGGCGGCCAGCGCUGCAUCCAUUGCACCCGUUCAGUACGUGGAUUUCGGUCGAACCUGUGAGCUCGGGCGUGCACGUUGUGUUUCGCGCUCGUUUCCAUCGGUCCGAGAGCGACGGCGCGUGCUCGCCAAAGAUACUCACGGCCCGUCUCUAUAAGCUCGCCGAAGGCAUGUGCCGCCUUCGAAAGCUCCUACGACAGUCUCGACGUCUAAGUAGCAGCACGAACGACGGGAUGGCAGUAGGGCCUCGGAACUCCCGCUGCACGGUGUGCACACGUCGACUGUAUCGGCUUUUACUGUUACGGAGCUACACGCGCUGCGAACUGUGCGCCUACAAUGUGUGCAACACGUGCUGCUCGCACCAACAGGUGGCGAUCUACAAUCGACAUGUGGCUCCGCUACGCGUGUGCAGUCGAUGUCGCGAGAGUCUCGCGCGAAAAGACUUUGACAGUCAACUACGGGAUGUCUACGACCUGCGUCAAUCGAUUGCGUAG
Messenger RNA from Hyaloperonospora brassicae, 969 nucleotides. Lineage: Eukaryota; Oomycota; Peronosporomycetes; Peronosporales; Peronosporaceae. The record is from the annotation of a GenBank genome assembly.